AACAAAAAAAAAAAAAAAUCUGUCUAUGGUCACGUUUCUGCUUGCAGUCAAGGAGGGUCGCAAUCUCAUACCCAUGGAUCCGAACGGCCUGAGCGAUCCGUAUGUGAAGGUGAAGCUGAUACCAGAUGACAAGGAUCAAUCCAAGAAGAAGACGCGCACGAUCAAGGCGUGCCUGAAUCCCGUGUGGAAUGAGACGCUUAGCUAUGAUCUGAAGCCUGAGGAUAAGGAUCGACGCAUUUUGAUCGAGGUCUGGGAUUGGGAUCGCACUUCCCGUAAUGAUUUUAUGGGCGCCUUGUCCUUUGGCAUCUCGGAGAUCAUCAAGAAUCCCACCAAUGGCUGGUUCAAGCUGCUCACCCAAGACGAGGGCGAGUACUAUAAUGUGCCCUGUGCGGACGAUCAGCAGGACUUGCUCAAGCUCAAGCAGAAGCCGUCGCAGCGCAAGCAGCCAAUGAUGCGCUGCGACACACACACACAGUCACAGUCYAAAAAGGACAUGAUAAGGGCGACAGACUUCAAUUUCAUCAAAGUGCUGGGCAAGGGAUCGUUUGGCAAGGUGCUGCUGGCGGAGCGCAAGGGCAGCGAGGAGCUGUAUGCGAUUAAGAUACUCAAAAAGGAUGUGAUCAUACAGGACGACGAUGUCGARUGCACCAUGAUUGAGAAGCGUGUACURGCGCUGGGCGAGAAGCCGCCGUUUCUUGUCCAGCUGCACUCAUGCUUUCAGACAAUGGAUCGUCUGUUCUUUUUACAAAUCGCCCUACUUACGCUUCUGUCACAGAAACAUCGCAAGGAUGUGUCCAACUUCGAUAAGCAAUUCACAUCAGAGAAAACAGACUUGACGCCCACGGACAAAGUGUUCAUGAUGAACCUGGAUCAAUCGGAAUUUGUGGGCUUCUCCUAUGUGAAUCCCGAAUAUAUUGUCAGCCCAUAAGCAGAUGCAGAUGCAGACACCGGCGAAAGACAGACAACCGGAAACAGGAAACGGAACCAGCGAGUUGUGUCGUCAGUUGAUAUUAAUUCUUAAUUGA
Molecule: messenger RNA, 1025 nt
Organism: Drosophila arizonae
Lineage: Eukaryota; Metazoa; Arthropoda; Insecta; Diptera; Drosophilidae
Gene: Pkc53E
Product: Protein C kinase 53E
Biological process (GO): protein phosphorylation
Molecular function (GO): zinc ion binding; ATP binding; diacylglycerol-dependent serine/threonine kinase activity
Source: RefSeq, a predicted model, not a curated record